UGUCUCAGCGCUGUGUGACUACAACCAUGGGAACUCUGAAAAUGUCUGCUGGAGUUUUUGUUCUAGUGUUGGCUCUCAAUUUGUUUCUGGGUUCUGGUGUGUUUGCCACAGACCUCACAAGCAUGUCUGACGCUCUGUCUGACAUUCUAAUCAAACUUCAAGCUAUGCAUGGAACUAUAAAUGAAAACCGAAACAAGCUUCAGUCAAUCCCAAGCAAACUUCAAGAUCUGAAAGAAACGGUACAAGAGAAUCAAAACAAGCUUCAGGCAAUACCAAGCAAAUUUGAAUAUCUUACGGAAAGCCUGCAAGAUAAUCACAUCAAGCUCGAAACUAUAGAAGGAACUGUACAAGAUAAUCAAAACAGACUCCUGGCUAUUCCAAACAAAUUGCAAACGCUUCAAGAAACUGUACAACACAACAAAAAGCUACUACAUGAAUUGGAGAUGAUAUUUCCCAUUCCUAUUGAAAUUUGCAAAAUUAAUAUGAAGAGACCAUUUUUUAAUAAAUACCUCGCGAUCGAUGGUGAAAAACUGGCUUUAUGUGAUACAGAAACUGAUGGUGGAGGUUGGAUUGUGAUUCAGAGACGUAUCAAAGGUGAUGUGAACUUUACAAGAACUUGGAACGAUUAUAAAAAUGGAUUUGGUUCAACAUCUGGAGACUUUUGGAUCGGAAAUGAUGUAAUUUCAAAAUUGACAGAUUUGGGUUAUAAUGAACUCAGAUUUGACAUGAAGUAUAAAGGUAAAGACUACUACGCUGUGUACAGAGAUUUUAAGGUAGAAAAUGAAGCAGCAAAGUAUAAGAUGAGCAACACGUCAUUCAGUGGUGGGAAUGUUGGAGACGAGUUUAGUCAGCACAGCGGCGAUAAGUUUACAACCUUUGACUCUGAUAACGAUGAGUGGUCAGAUGGCAACUGUGCUGUAGACUGGAGUAGCGGUGGUUGGUGGUAUAAGGCUUGUCACGGUGUUAACGUCAACGGUGAAUGGGCGAGUCUUGUUAGUAAGAAAGGAAUUCAUUGGCAUAGCAUUACAGACACGUCCGUCUCUCUAGACUUUGUUGAGAUGAAACUUCGUCGCAUGUAAACAACCCGAAACGAUGCUAUGGUAAAAUAAUGGGCAAACAGUAAUCAAAUUAUUUAUAAAAUCUUCAGAACCAUAAACAACAUUACAUAUAUUAAAAUAAAUAGAUGUAAACUUGUAUCUAAGGCAAUAUUUUCUUGAUGAUGAGUAUGACUAAGAAGUUUAAAAUUAAGGAACAUUAAACCAUACAUUUUUUUUUAAAAAUGAUUUUA
Physella acuta is the source of this 1288-nucleotide messenger RNA. RefSeq names its product fibrinogen-like protein A. Lineage: Eukaryota; Metazoa; Mollusca; Gastropoda; Physidae. The record is from RefSeq and is a predicted model, not a curated record.